Messenger RNA from Toxotes jaculatrix (banded archerfish), 4541 nucleotides. RefSeq names its product mitogen-activated protein kinase kinase kinase 13 (gene map3k13). Bases 525 to 3566 code for a protein of 1013 amino acids. Lineage: Eukaryota; Metazoa; Chordata; Actinopteri; Toxotidae. Gene Ontology annotation, molecular function: ATP binding; JUN kinase kinase kinase activity. Gene Ontology annotation, biological process: protein autophosphorylation; JNK cascade. The record is from RefSeq and is a predicted model, not a curated record. The transcript is spliced from 14 exons.
CUCUGUUGGCAGAGUCAUAUUUCCGAGGUCUCUGUAUUUGAUGUUCGUUUUGCUAAAUGCAUCAUAAUUUUGUGUGCUUCAGUGACAAGAAACAAAUGAACAGUAUGUUUCCAGAUUUCUGUUAUAUAACAAUGUUUACUUACAUAGUGAACUACAUAGUGAAAGUCCAUAGUCUGCAUUGACCAGGGAAACACAUACAGAUAACAGAGUGCAACUGUUCAGCUGUGACCCAGAAUAACAGACAGUCACAUGUGUAGUUCAGACCACAGAGACUCCUGAGCUGCUGAUGAGAAGAGACUCUUGUGUUCGUCCAAGCUAUUUGGAUUUUAUGCUCUAAACUUCCUUUAUUGCUUCCUUGAGGUGCUCGGUGGAGACGAGCGCUGCUCUCACCAUUCAUUUUUUGCUCCGUUUGUUUCGAGAAAAGGAGGUCAGGAGGGAUGGAAACGGUCUGGAACAGGUGAUUUUCAGCAUUCAGACAAACGGGUGUGUUAGGACGCGCCUCACUCAUCAUCACUGGGCAGCCCAUGCACAUGCAUGACACCAUGGGUAGCUCCCCCGAGGUGCUGUCGUGGACUUCCUGCCCCAGUCUGCUGGUGGGCAAGCUGAAGGAGGAGCUCAAACUCACCGUGGUUGGGGACGCCAUGAAGAAAUCAAACUCACCCAACUCCCAACCCCAGCCUCCUCAGGCCCCUCCCGCUAAUUUACCUCCUCAGAUUAUCACAGACCUGGCCCCGCCGACACACUUGCCCGUUCCCCUGCAGACGCUGCAGACGCCUGGUCAGGAUGAGGAGUCAAUGCUGGGGGGUAUAAGUCCCCCAAACACGGCACUGAGCGUGGACUCGACACGGAGCGAGGGUGGCCACUUUGACAACAGCGUGCUCCAGCUGCAGGAGCAGGACCAUGAAGAAGCCGGGUCGCCGGCGUCUUGUGAGCACGGCGGGUGUGGCAGUGGGAUGGAUGAGCAGAUGGGAGAAGGGGACUGUCCCAUGGACCACAGUGGAGAGGGGAGACAGAGCCACCCUCAUCACCCUGACGACAUCAAGCUACACUUCCAGAGAGCAGGGCCUGGGUCGGGGGGCUUCUUAGAAGGGCUCUUUGGCUGUCUUCGGCCAGUCUGGAACAUCAUAGGAAAGACAUACUCGACAGAAUACAAGCUACAACAGCAAGACAUGUGGGAGGUCCCGUUUGAGGAGAUUUCGGAGCUACAGUGGCUGGGCAGCGGUGCACAGGGGGCUGUGUUCUUGGGCAAAUUCCGUUCUGAGGAGGUGGCCAUCAAGAAAGUGCGCGAGCAGAAGGAGACUGACAUUAAACACCUGCGCAAACUCAAGCAUCCCAACAUCAUCAGCUUUAAGGGUGUGUGCACUCAGGCACCGUGCUACUGCAUCAUCAUGGAGUACUGUGCCCAGGGCCAGCUGUACGAGGUGCUGAGGGCGGGGAGGAAAGUGACCCCCAGGCUGCUGGUGGACUGGGCCUCAGGCAUCGCCAGCGGCAUGAACUACCUACACCUGCACAAGAUCAUCCACAGAGAUCUUAAGUCUCCCAAUGUUUUGGUCACCCACAAUGACACUGUGAAAAUCUCUGACUUCGGAACAUCCAAAGAGCUCAGUGACAAAAGUACAAAGAUGUCAUUUGCGGGUACAGUGGCCUGGAUGGCCCCAGAAGUGAUAAGAAACGAGCCUGUGUCUGAGAAAGUAGACAUCUGGUCAUUUGGAGUUGUGUUGUGGGAACUGCUGACUGGGGAGAUUCCCUACAAAGAUGUAGACUCCUCAGCCAUCAUUUGGGGUGUCGGCAGCAAUAGUCUUCACCUCCCAGUCCCCUCCACCUGCCCAGAUGGCUUCAAAAUCCUCAUGAAACAAACAUGGCAGGGGAAGCCAAGAAACAGGCCUUCGUUUCGUCAGAUUCUCCUACACCUCGACAUUGCCUCUGCCGACGUCCUUGGAGCUCCUCAGGAGACCUACUUUAAGUCUCAGGCCGAAUGGAGGGAGGAAGUGAAGAAACAUUUCGAGAAGAUCAAAAGUGAAGGGACCUGCAUUCACAGGCUGGACGAGGAGCUGAUCCGACGCAGGAGGGAUGAACUCAGGCAUGCACUGGACAUUCGGGAGCACUAUGAGAGGAAACUGGAGAGAGCCAACAAUCUCUACAUGGAGCUCAGUGCCAUCAUGCUGCAGCUGGAGGUCCGGGAGAAGGAACUGAUGAAGAGAGAGCAGGCAGUGGAGAAAAAAUAUCCUGGGACCUACAAGCGGCACCUGGUCCGACCCAUCGUCAGGUCCAACGCUGUAGAGAAGCUCAUCAAGAAGAAAGGAAGCAUUUCCCACAAACCUGGGAUGCCCCCCACCAAAAGGCCCGACCUGCUUCGUUCUGAUGGCAUCCCCAGCGCUGACCCUCUCCCCUCUCCCUCGCCACUAUCUGCCAGCCCAAAGGUCUCCACGCCUCCUGGUAAAGCCCGCUACCGAAGCAAGCCUCGUCAUCGCCGCGCCAACAGCAAAGGCAGCCACAGCGAGUUCCCCGGGGUGCUGAAGCCUGUUGUUGGGGCUUCAGAAGAUACUCAGUCUCUCCAGGAGCAGUCAUUCCACCAUCACCACCACCACCACCACCACCUACCAAAAGAGGGGCCCUUCCUCCCUUUGAAGGGCCGUGAGGAGGCUGUUGUCAACUGUGCCAACAACCUGCGCUACUUCGGCCCUGCCGCUGCCCUCCGUAGUCCUCAGACAGACCACCUGCAGCGUCACGUUUCCGGCUCCAGCCCCGAUCUCAUUUCCACUACCGUGGUUGCAGACACGCGACAGCGGACUUCAUCCACCAGCUCCAAUCCUGUGCCGGGUGCUGCCGCCGGUUCUCUGUGCCCCUGCUGCCAGGCACACCCCUUCCCUGGGUGCCUACAUUGUCAGGAGACCCUGCCUGCAGCCAGCCACCCAGAGCUGCCCCACUACUCGCUUCUCAGCACCCAAGAAGGGACUCAGUGUUCUUUAGGGGCACCCAGCAAAGAUCCAGCCUCGGAUGGAGAGACCACAAAGACGGCAGAGCCACAGGAACAGGAGGCAUCCCAACACACACAUACCCUGCCCACUGCACUGCCCCACACUAUCAGACCACUCAGGAAGGGUGGAGAUGAGUCAUCUGAAGAGGAAGAGGGAGAAGUGGAUAGUGAAGUGGAGUUUCCAAGGAGACAGAGACCUCAUCGCUGUAUGAGCAGCUUCCAGUCCUACUCCACCUUCAGCUCAGAGAACCUGUCUGUGUCUGAUGGAGAGGAGGGAAACACCAGCGACCACUCCCACAGCGGACCCCUGGAGAGGCUGAGCGCCAGUCAGGAGGAGCACCUGGACGAGCUGCUGUCGCACACACCGGACAUCCCCAUCGACAUCUCCACCCAGUCAGACGGCCUCUCUGACAAGGAGUGCGCUGUCCGCAGGGUCAAGACCCAGAUCUCUUUGGGGAAACUGUGCUCCGAUGAACACAGCUACGAGAAUCCGCUACAGUUUGGAGACUCAGACUGUGAUUCGUCAGAAGCAGAGUGCUCCGAUGCCACCAUUAGAAACAACAAAGUCGGGGCUCCUUCCUCGUGGUGAAUCCUGCCCCAGGGCUCAGUUGUGUUUUUGCCUGGAGGCCAUCGUGUCCCAAUCUGCCCUGCAGAAAAUACAGCAAUAAGAGGACGACAUUGUAAACAUAGCUCCCUAUAGCAAAGUCCCAUGCAAUCUCUCCCAGAGCCUCCCCCAACCCUUCCCUUCAUGAGUCCCCACUCCCCCUCUUCUCUAGCACAGCAUCCAGGCAACCCAUGGCAGGGAUUCCCUUUUGAAUGAUAAUGUACAGUAGAUAGUGUAACAUUCAUAAUUUAUUUUUGUCGGAGUUUUGAAGGAAAAUUCUGGACCUCUGUAUGUUCUCUGAUCCGAACAGAGAAAAAAAAACUGACAUUUUGAAACUGAGCAUGGGCUAACUGUGUGUUGGGGAGAGGCUGAUGACUGGAUGAAGGCAGAGAUGAUGAUGAUGAUGAUGAUGAUGAUGAUGAUGAUGAUGAUGAUGAUGGGAAAGAUGACGUGUUGAAGUGCUGAUCCAUCUGAGGCUGACAGCUGUGGGAAGUUAUAUCAUUGCGAUUGUUGGUCUCUCAGGUGACUGACGCAGACAAUGAGUUUCACUACGACCCUUUUCCUCUGGCUGCAGUCGCUCUAAGCAUCUCACUGUUUUAGACCUAAAAACCCCAACCAACAAGCACUCUUCUCUUACUACAGUUUGACCAACCUGCUUUACCAUGAAUUUACUGCGCAGAGCCCCAGAACCCCGCCUCCUCCGCUUCCAUCCCGCCCCAAACAGGGAACAGGCAACUCAUGGAAACAGCGUGAACACCAGCAUGAAACAACCUGCCUCGCAAUCUGACUUUCUCCCUCCGUAAAACCACUGUAUGUGUCUAGUCAUCAGGACCCCUCCCCCGCUGAACUGUCCAAGCAUGUCUGUGCAGCUCGCAGAAUGCAAACGCUGCCAGAAGACUGCAUGAAGUGGACAAACUAGCAGAGCAACAGAGAUGAAGACUCACCCGACAACUGAGGGGG